AUGCAGGAGAAAGAAGCUGUCCAGUUAAUCGAAGCUGCAGUAAAAUCUUCCGAACUUUCUCUGCAAGCUGGAAAUGCCAAUAACUCGGAGGCCGUUCCAAAAAGGAUAUCUUUGCAACGCCCACCGUCUUUGAAGGCCGUCCCACGCACGGAAUCUCGGCCCACAAGACGACUGAGCAAUACCGCUCCGCGCCCGAUACCCGUUCCCCCCUCGCCUGCAUCUCAGACAGAAUCCUGGAGAGUACGACCAAAUCCGAUUCCAACAUCUCCUCGACCACGGCAGAUCCAAUCUCGCCCUUCUAUACCUUCCAACUUUAUUUCUUCAGGGCCCUCUGCAGCGGAGCAAGUGGAAUCUAUUGCAGAUGGUUCGAAAGACGAACUUGAAGUUGUAGACUUCACAGAAAUGGGCAAGUUCGUUGGCCACGAAGACGUCUCGGAAUCAACGCUGGAAAGCUCCAAGGAGGUACCCAAUCCUGCUGCUGCUCUAUCUUCAAGAGCGUCACGGCCUAUCGCUAGCGAUUUCUUUGAAGAGACGACAGUAAUCGAACCAUCCUUGAAGAAGUCAGAUUUCGGUGCUUGGAGGAGAAAGGUUUCCCAAGAAGUGCUUGAGCCUCCAGCAAGAACAGACGAUACCAAAACCCAGGUUGCUGAUGAGAUCGAACAAGUUGAUUCCUCGAUAUCUGCUCGGGAGCGUAUUUCACCCAACAAAAAUCAACUGCCCGCCAAGGACGAGGCGUCCUCUCCCGAUACUGCUGCGCUUUUGACGAAAGAACCGCUUAGUCAACACGAAAGCGGGCAAACAGUACAGGUUCCGCAUAAUCUCGUUGCUCAACGAACUCCUCGUAAUCAAGCAUUUUACAAGGAAGCUACGAUAACAGCAUUGGAUGAUGCUAUGUCGCGGAUCAAAGGUGUACUUGUUACAAUGCAAACACAUGAAACGCCGAAAGAACUUCCUGUGAACAAUCCUACCGAUCAAGAUUUGCAGCCUUCUCGUACAGUUUCGUCAGGCCACACAUCUGCCUCAAUAACUAGCAGAGUCACUACUAAAGACCGUUGGAUUCCUCCACAUCUUAGGCCACGCAAAUUUGACGAUAGCGACGAACCUCAGGAAGUCUUCUUGGUGACAGCACUGCAGCCCCCAAUGUCACCACCACCAGCAGGCAAAAGUGUGCUUCGGUUUCCGUCGGUAUCUCGUCCUGUACCGUUCAUUAACAAGAAACAGUUGCACGCUUUCUUCAGACCUCCAUUUCAAGCCCGCAUGGACAUUCUCUCUUUCGAUCCACCAGUGGCAGAAAUGAAUCGCAGGGACUUAUCGCUGAACGACGUACUGUUCCGCAAGCCUAUUAUCUACAAAGGUAAAAUCAACUAUCGCAUCGUCCUUCCCAGGCGCAGGGGUCCCAAAGUCAACAUACCAUCCUUAGCCCCGACGAAAGUCAACGGGAUUGGUGCGUUUGGGCGACCAACCAAUGCAGAUGGAGUGGCUACUUGGAGAAACCCAGUUACACCUUCUCCUGCGAAGGUAGACUUCGCUGCUGAACUGAACACCACAAGUCGUUCGCCUCCUCCAGAUAGCACCCCUCCAGAGGCUCACAUUGCUUCAAUCCCCAAGCCCAGCGAAAAUUCUCCUACAAAAUCUGAAAGCAACUCUGCAGUACGCCCCCGUGCACAACCUAAGAUGCCAGCAGGUUCUGCUGUAGCAUUUCGUCGUGAUUCUCGCAUCAUCGAAGCUGAUGCAACACCGAUAGUCAAUUUCAUCGUGGGUAGUCAGUUGGACGAUGUUAUAGAUACCCAGACAUCUUCCACCACGGAUACACAACAAGCCCUGGAGGAGAAAGCUGCAACAGUGACCCCAGUGACCAAUGGAGUAGUGAAACCGGUUCUGGCAUCUGCUGAGGAUCGGGUACCGUCGUUUGCGCCUAGCAAAAUGGAGAAGGUAGAUUCUUCAAAUGAACACGUCCCCGCGACGCCUCCCACCCAUCAUUCCGCGGGAUCAUGGAGCAGGUCUUCAGUGAGCUUACCCAUGAAGGACUCCCCUGCUCGUGCCCCAGAUCCUGAGCACCUCAAAGCCGUUUGGUCACAACCGUCCAAUAAGGCCGGAUUACAUCCUGUCAAUUCAUUGGAAGGCAUUGCUGAUGAUUUGACUGCUUUACCAUUCACAUUGCAGGAUGUGAAGUCCGAGGACGGGGAAACACCACCACCGUCAUUGCCAAGUGCUCCAUCGCGAAUGUCACUCCAUGAUGUUACUAGGGCUUUUCAAACGGUGCCAACGUCUUCCUCCGCCUCAAGUCAGCCACAGCAUCGGGCAACGUUUUCGCCUCCGUCUACUCACGCACCUGUAGCUCGUCCCACUGCUGCUACUUAUCCGUAUCCUCCUGUACCUCAAAACGGUAUGCGUCCUGCUGCCUAUGUUCCAUAUCCUUCACCUAUGAUGAGCCACUCACCGGCACCCGUCAUGUAUGGACACCCAAUGACCUCGAGCCCUGUUCCGAGUAGGAUGCAGCUCAAUGGGCAUACACCGUUAUAUAGCCAACCAAUGUGGAUGACCGUUCCUCCAACGUCUCAACCACACAGUAAUAUGAUGCGCCCUGUUGGUCCGUAUCCUGCCCAAAUAAUGCCUUAUCCAGCACCCGGCUAUGGCCCUCAACCACCGCCCCCGAACAUGAUGCCCGCGACACCCCAAGCACAGAAUGCAGGCCGCGGGCGUGGCAUUCCGGUCAUGAGUCCUGUCAUGUCUCAUGCACAUGCCCACCCUGGGUCAGCAAUGUACAGCAGUAGUCCAGUAAUGCUUCAUGCAGUGCAGGUCCCUCAAAAUCAUGGCUACAUGCCUAUUCCAGCUGGCCGUGGUCAGCCACGCGCAGAUAACGGGCAAAUACCGCCCCCCCAACCCCCGCCUCCACCCCCGCCUCAACAACAGCAACAACUUGCAGCGCACAAUGGACAUCAUCAACCUUCCCAUAGUGGCUUUAAUCCUGCCCCUACUCAACCCUUCGUCAGACCGACUUGGUGA
Psilocybe cubensis is the source of this 3006-nucleotide messenger RNA. RefSeq lists its product as uncharacterized. NCBI's taxonomy places the organism in Eukaryota, Fungi, Basidiomycota, Agaricomycetes, Agaricales, Agrocybaceae. The record is from RefSeq and is a predicted model, not a curated record. The coding region runs from base 1 to 3006 and encodes 1001 amino acids. The transcript has 2 exons.